AUGUAGUAGAAAAAAAGUCCGAAGUUUUUAGAAAAGUUGUAUGAAUUAUUAGAAGUAAAAGAGUUAGAAUAAAUUCUAUAGUCUUAGUAAUAUCGCUUUUUGAGAUGGAGUGAAGAUGGGAGAUCAUUUUAAGUUUGUGACUUAAAAAAGCUUGAGAGAUAAGUGUUGAAGGUUUUCUAUAAAUAAAAAUCGUUUGCUAGUUUUAUUAGGUUAGAUUUAUUUUUGUAUAUUUUUAGACAAUUAAACUUGUAUGGAUUUAAGAGAUCUAAGAUUCGUAGAAAUAUAAAUGUUUUUUCACAUCAUCUUUUUAUGAGAGGAGAAAAGUAUUCUUUAAAUAAAAUUUAGAGAUUAAUUGAUUAAUAUUAUAAGUCAUAACAAAUUGAAGGUUCUUGAAGAAUAAAGCAAUUAAGAUAAUAACUUAAAGCCAUAGAUUUAUGAAGCAGAACAUCAGUAAUUGACUAAAACUCUAAAGGAUCUCUAGAAUUAAUAAAAAUAAAUCUAAAUGAAAUUUAAUGAGCAAAUUCACUUACAAAUAUAACUAAAACUUCGAAUUUUUUAAAUAAUGAAUGUAAAUUAUAGUUAAAGACUUUAGCAAAUUAAUAAUCAUGAUAUUUCAAUUAAUGUUAAAGCAUAAAAUUCUUAUUAAUUACUUUGCAAAGUAAUAUAAAUUAUACCAAAGAAUGAGUAACAUAAAGAAGAAUUGGAAGUGAUAAAAUAUAUUUGUAAAGUUUUUAAUGAAUUUCAUAAGGAGUCAGUAUCAUCUUUGUUUGAGAGUCCAAAUGAAAGAUUGACUCCUUUGCCAUUUUAUUUAUAAGAUUCUGGAAUUUUUGAAUAGAUUGAUAAAAAGGAGUAGCAAAAUAAAUUUUAGGAUUAGUUUUAAAUUCAUGCUACAAAAAUAUUUCAACCUUCCUAAAUGAAGUAAUAAUAAUAUUUGCUAUGA
Molecule: messenger RNA, 940 nt
Organism: Paramecium sonneborni
Lineage: Eukaryota; Ciliophora; Oligohymenophorea; Peniculida; Parameciidae
Source: the annotation of a GenBank genome assembly